Messenger RNA from Microsporum canis CBS 113480, 3177 nucleotides. RefSeq lists its product as hypothetical. The record is from RefSeq and is a predicted model, not a curated record. NCBI's taxonomy places the organism in Eukaryota, Fungi, Ascomycota, Eurotiomycetes, Onygenales, Arthrodermataceae. The transcript is spliced from 6 exons. The coding region runs from base 1 to 3177 and encodes 1058 amino acids.
AUGUCUUCGCGUUACAGACUAACUGUUGCAUCCAUCUGGAAGCUUGAAACCGAUGGCAUUGACGAGGUGACGAAAUUCUUCAAGAGUAUACCCCAUGGUUCAGACGGCUUCUGCAAGUACGAAUCAGUAGACGACGUAUUUUCCAUCGAUAACUGCAGCCCUUCUCUUUCAGCAUCAGCAGUGGCCGAAUUCCUCGUCGAGUUUGUUGACAGAGAAAAAGAACAUGAUCUGCUCGAAAAACCCAAAAUUACCCGUCUUUCUGUACCAUCUAGCCCCGAGGUAGAAGGUGGUGAUGCAGACUCCGUCGAUGAUCAACUCAUUGAACAGGUUCCGAACCCUGAGGCUGUAAAACUUCCGGUGGUGGUCAAGUACUGGCAAGGGGACGAUGAUGCUAUUGAAUGUUUUGUCAAGGCUCCUCGGUCACUACUUACUGCUGUGACCCAAGCAACUGGGGCACAGGUAGACAUUGAGGCAAGUAACAAGAGGAUUAGGGUUACCAGCAUGGAGCUAUGGCAGGCCGACAAUGCAAUGGAAAGACUCUCGAACCUCCAGAUGUGUUUGUCUCUUAUGGUAUCACCUCAAGUUGCGAACAUCCUCCAUAUAGGCGGUGCGACGGACUUCAGGCUCAGAAUUAUACCAUACAAAUCCUUAAAUGACAUUGCCAUGAGGCGUAUCUUGGUCGAUGGCCCUGAGUCGAAAUUGAUAAACCAUCUCCACGACAUGUUCGUUACGGUUAUGGAGAUUGUUGACCAGGAGUCUCGGGAGCUAAAGGUCUCUAAGAACAUUGCCGCACCACCUCGAUUGGCGGAGCAACGAAAAGGGCGAGCUCGUGCCUGGGACAAUUUCGAAUUUCAGCAGAUUGGGGAUGCCUCGCUACUUCCUAACCUCCCGCCAGUUUCCAAGGAAGAUACAGCACUGAAGUCGGCCACGCCAAUAAAGGAUGACUCUGCACAAGAGGAAGUAAUCGAUAAUCACCCUUGGCUUAGCCAGGAGAAAGCUUUCUUCGUUAACAGGUGGGUCAAGGAAGGCGUACAAGCUGGUGCAGUAGGGACAAAUGGCUCUGAACCAAACAGCACUUUCCCCCCUGAACCUUCUGCUGAAGUUACAGGUGUCCCCAAGCUGCCUGCUGUACUAAAGAGACGGCAACCUCUACCUCCCGGAAACAUUCAAGGGGCGCCAAAAGUUCAGCAGCCUGCUAUUGAAAACAUUGCUUGUCAGAGAACCCCUAAACCUAUUGAACAGCCAGCGACUCCCCCCUCCCCUCCUGUGAGCGUUAUGCCGUCUUCAUUCAAUGCAGCCGCCUAUGGUCAUCCAAAAAAAUCUCCUCCGCGCCGACCAGCAAACAGAGCACCAAUUCCGUAUCAGCGACCACGGGGAUAUGGGCGAAAGUUGCCAACCCUCAUAGAUACCUCCAUAACUGGGACUGAAUCUGUUGCUUCCCCCAUGCAACAGAUUUCAUUUACUCAAACAUUGGUUCCAUCACAACUUACUCUCCAACCUAGAUCAACAUUGUCUACGGUACAUUGUUCAGUCUCUACGACUCCUACGGCUAACGAAGCCUCUUUUACCCAAGAGCGACUUAAUGACGAAAAUAGAGAUCCUACGAGUAAUUUUGAAACAAAUGAAGAAAGACUCCGAAAAUUAAAACUCUCGACCAAAGAAUCAUCUACUAUUUUUGAACACCGUGGACUCAAAAUCGUCGAUGGGGAAGAAGCUACGAGAGUCUUUCACCGCACUAUGGGGCAAGGAACAUCAGCCGCAUCAUCAGCCGCUAAUUGCGAGACAAAAGCCGAACAAAGGGCGAGGAAGCAAGCCGCACUUUUGGAUGCUUGGGGUCCAACCCCUGCAGCACCUCCAUGCAAACCGGUCCAAGCUCCCGAGCCUAGUCAAUGGAAAAAGGCACAGCUUGCCAAGGAGGAUGCUAUAGAUGCAAAAAGCAUCAAAGAUCUCUUUGGCUGUCUUAAGCCUGUCCUAGAUGCUGUCCAAUACUUUACUGGCACUGUAACCGUGGAAAUUCAAUUGGGCCUGAUUCUCACCAACUCAGUUCCAAAACUUCAUACACAACGGACGCUCGACCUCAAAGUCUGGAACCCUCUCUUUCGGCCACGGCAUGGUUUACCCGGCCUAACUACGGUGUUCAACAAUUUUUUGACGACUUCUGGGGCAGAUGUCGAUUAUUUCUUCCAGCUUAGUGACGAGAAUAGCCCUGAUACCUUUUAUUUUGAGCCAGAGCCUGAAAGUCGCAGGGUCUUCUACGAGUUUUAUUGUCAAACAAAGGAUAAUGAUAAUAUCGUUAUUGUUGUUAAUGAGGAUGGGGCUGUUGGUGUCAACAGGCCAGAUGUUGUCCUAGGGGCCACUAAUAUUCAUUUUCCUCUGAAUAUUUGGGAUCUCCGAGCUACAAUCAAGGGGUCUCAAGAAUACUCGGCUGCACCUGAGAGUGAAAUUUUGAAGACCGUGAAGUGCAUGGUUGACAACCUAUAUAUUCCCCCAAAUCGAUCUAGAGUCAUCAUAUUCACCCGUGUCCCGGAGGACAGUGCACUUCGGGUCACCAAGAUCUUGAUGAGACGAACUACUCGUCACAAGUACGUCGGCAAGUAUAUACUUGAUAGAUCUGAAUCCAACUGCGAACAGCCUGUGUUCCUCCAAGUUACCGAAAUGCAGAGAUUGAUUUCUGGUAACACACCAGCAGAUAAAAACGUCAUCCGUGUACGUUCCAUUAGCUCUGAAGAAAUGGUUGACGAAUCUCGCCUUUGGUUUGAGGCGUCUAUCGUCAGCCCCGCUAUUGAUGAAGUUCUUAAGGCAAAUAAGAACCUCACUGUCGGGGAACGUGUAGAUUCAUGGUGCCCUGAUGACUUACUGGGCAUUGAAUCCCAUUUAGGCGGAAACAUCACUGAAACGGGCCGAUCAGAUGAAUUUUUGACAGCCGCCGAGCGAGCAGUUGGGUCAGCUGGAAUUGGUAGCCUCUUCCGUGUUGCAAGAAAGGUAGUAGAAAAGAUUGAUGCUAUCGGUUGGGCUAACCAUACGCCAGCCACUUUUAUCCAGGACAAAUACCCAUCUCCUUUGACUUCUGCUGGAACCGGCCCCAUUGCUGCACCUCAGACAGAGGGUGGUAAAGACAAAGUUGUUGAGGCAAAGAGUGUCGCUCCGACGCAAGGUGCUAAAUGUCCGUACUGGUGA